CUUACGUCAUCGGGAGCGCGCCGCUCUCAUUGGACGCAGAUGCGGAAAAGACGGAAUCACCCCGCUAACAACAACACUGACGGUUUCUGUUGAGUUUGUGUCUUCCGGAGGAGUUUUCAGGACCCCAUGGCUUUACCACCCCAACUCAGAGCCAUCCAGCACCACCUGCGCACCGCCCAGGAACAUGAGAAACGGGACCCGGUGGUGACUUAUUACUGUCGGCUCUACGCCAUGCAGACGGGCAUGAAGCUGGACAGCAAGACGCCAGAGUGCAGGAAGUUCCUGGUGAAGCUGAUGGAGCAGCUGGAGUCGAUGAAGAAGGAGCUGAGCGAUAACGAGUCCAUCAGUCAGGAGGUCGUCGGCAACGCCCACAUCGAAAACUACGCCCUAAAGUUGUUCCUGUACGCCGACAACGAGGACAGAGCGGGACGCUUCCACAAGAACAUGAUCAAGUCUUUCUACACCUCCAGUUUGCUGAUCGACGUUCUGACGGUCUUCGGGGAGCUGUCAGACGAGAAUAUGCGGCACCAGAAGUACGCCCGCUGGAAGGCCACCUACAUCCACAACUGCCUGAAGAACGGCGAGACGCCCCAGUCGGGGCCCAUCGGCAUGGAUGGAGACGAGGAAGCAGAUGAGUUUGGAGCUGAAGGUUUCUCAGGACAGAGUUUCUCACACGGGGGCUCCUUCAGGACGGACCUUCCUUCUCAGGACCAGAAUUCGAAUGAAGCUCCAGGCAUCGGCUUCGCUCCGGGUCCAACGGGCCCUCCUGCCUCCUCAAACUACAACAACAUCCAGAUCCCACCUGGGGCCCACGCACCCGCCAACACUCCGGCCGAGCUGCCCGCUCCUUCAGGCGAAGCUGCAAAACCGACGCCUGCAGGCCGGUCGGUUCCUGCUGUUGACCCGUCGCUGCUCAACGCCCAGCAGCAGGGCGGCGUUCAGCUCUCCCCCGAAGACUUCACCAAGGCGCAGAAGUACUGCAAGUACGCCGGCAGCGCCUUGCAAUACGAGGACGUCAGCACAGCCAUCCAGAACCUCCAGAAAGCCUUGAAACUCCUCACCACCGGCAAAGAAUGAGCUCUUUGUCCGCCUCCCCUCUGACUCCUCCUUCCUCCUCUCCUUUUCUUCCAUCCCCCCAUCCCCCCCCCCCCC
Molecule: messenger RNA, 1152 nt
Organism: Fundulus heteroclitus (mummichog)
Lineage: Eukaryota; Metazoa; Chordata; Actinopteri; Cyprinodontiformes; Fundulidae
Product: vacuolar protein sorting-associated protein VTA1 homolog
Exons: 8
Coding region: 127-1077 (316 amino acids)
Biological process (GO): late endosome to vacuole transport via multivesicular body sorting pathway
Cellular component (GO): multivesicular body
Source: RefSeq, a predicted model, not a curated record